This is a messenger RNA of Scomber scombrus (Atlantic mackerel), 3113 nucleotides long. RefSeq names its product Transitional endoplasmic reticulum ATPase. NCBI's taxonomy places the organism in Eukaryota, Metazoa, Chordata, Actinopteri, Scombriformes, Scombridae. The transcript is spliced from 18 exons. Gene Ontology annotation, molecular function: ATP binding; ATP hydrolysis activity; polyubiquitin modification-dependent protein binding. Gene Ontology annotation, cellular component: nucleus; cytosol; VCP-NPL4-UFD1 AAA ATPase complex. The coding region runs from base 1 to 2514 and encodes 837 amino acids. Gene Ontology annotation, biological process: retrograde protein transport, ER to cytosol; mitotic spindle disassembly; autophagosome maturation. The record is from RefSeq and is a predicted model, not a curated record.
AUGCAACAGAGUAAAGAGAAAAAACUGAGACUCUGCUUGGAACUUCUGGGCUGCAAGAAGACCAAAACCACACUGGGGCAGAUCAGAUCAGUCAGAACCUCAAACCUUUGCCCAAAGGGAGAAGAUUUCUCGACUGCCAUCCUGAAGCAGAAACACAGACCAAACAGACUCAUUGUGGACGAAGCUAUCAAUGAAGACAGCAGCAUUGUCAGCCUAUCACAGAACAAGACAGAGGAGCUGCAGCUCUUCCGGGGGGACACAGUGGUGUUGAGGGGUCGGAAGCGCCGCCAGACAGUGUGCAUCGUCCUGACUGAUGCCACCUGCGGAGAUGAACGGAUCCGCAUGAACCGUGUGACCCGCAAUAACCUGCGUGUCCGCCUUGGUGACGUCAUCAGUAUUCAUGCCUGCCCUGAUAUCAAGUAUGGAAAGAGGAUCCAUAUCCUCCCCAUAGAUGACACCAUUGAGGGCCUGACAGGGAACCUCUUUGAGGUUUUCCUCAAGCCAUACUUUCUGGAGGCUUACCGCCCCGUACAUCAAGGGGACGUCUUCCUGGUGAGGGGGAGCAUGCGGGCUGUGGAGUUCAAGGUGGUGGAGACAGACCCGAGCCCUUACUGUAUCGUUGCCCCUGACACCGUCAUGUACUGUGAGGGAGAGCCAAUCAAAAGAGAGGAUGAGGAGGAGAGUCUUAAUGACAUUGGCUAUGACGACAUCGGAGGUUGUCGAAAGCAGCUUGCCCAGAUUAAAGAGAUGGUGGAGCUUCCUCUCAGACACCCCGGCCUUUUUAAGACGAUAGGAGUUAAGCCCCCCAGAGGUAUCCUGCUGUACGGCCCUGCAGGCACAGGGAAGACCCUGGUUGCGCGAGCCGUAGCCAAUGAAACCGGCGCCUUCUUCUUCCUCAUCAAUGGUCCUGAGAUCAUGAGUAAGCUGGCUGGAGAGUCAGAGAGCAACCUGAGAAAGGCCUUUGAGGAAGCAGAGAAAAACGCUCCAGCCAUCAUCUUUAUUGAUGAGCUGGAUGCCAUCGCCCCCAAGAGAGAGAAGACCCAUGGAGAAGUGGAGAGGCGUAUAGUGUCCCAGCUCCUGACCCUGAUGGAUGGCCUGAAGCAAAGAGCUCAUGUGGUUGUCAUGGCAGCAACAAACCGACCUAAUAGUGUGGAUACUGCUCUGAGACGCUUUGGCAGAUUUGACCGUGAGAUCGACAUUGGAAUCCCAGAUUCAACUGGCAGACUGGAGAUCCUGCAGAUCCACACCAAAAACAUGAAACUGGCUGAUGAUGUCGAUUUGGAGAGGAUCGGCACAGAGACUCACGGCCAUGUGGGCGCCGACCUGGCUGCUCUGUGCUCAGAAGCUGCUCUGCAAGCCAUCCGCAAGAAGAUGACACUCAUAGACCUGGAGGACGAUACCAUCGAUGCCGACCUGCUCAACUCACUAGCUGUCACCAUGGACGACUUCGAGUGGGCUCUGAGUCAGAGCAACCCAUCAGCUUUGAGAGAAACUGUUGCAGAGGUACCUCAUGUCAACUGGGAAGACAUCGGAGGACUGGACGAUGUCAAGAGAGAACUUCAAGAACUGGUUCAGUACCCAGUUGAGUAUCCGGACAAGUUCCUAAAGUUUGGGAUGACCCCAUCUCGGGGAGUGUUGUUCUAUGGUCCCCCAGGCUGUGGGAAAACCCUUCUGGCUAAGGCCAUUGCCAAUGAGUGCCAGGCUAACUUUGUCUCCAUCAAAGGACCUGAGAUGCUCACCAUGUGGUUUGGAGAAUCAGAGGCCAAUGUCAGAGACGUCUUUGAUAAGGCCAGGCAAGCAGCCCCCUGCAUCUUGUUUUUCGACGAGUUGGACUCCAUUGCCAAAUCCAGAGGGGGCGGUGGCGGGGAUGCAGGUGGCGCAGCUGACAGAGUCAUCAACCAGAUACUCACAGAGAUGGAUGGCAUGUCCGACAAAAAGAAUGUUUUCAUCAUAGGCGCCACGAACAGACCAGACAUCAUAGACGCAGCCAUCCUGAGGCCGGGCCGUUUAGAUCAGCUCAUCUACAUCCCGCUCCCAGACAAACGCUCUCGCAGCGCCAUCCUACGCGCCAACCUCCGCAAGUCCCCUAUUGCCCGAGACGUGGACCUUGAAUACCUGUCUGGUAUCACUGAGGGUUUCUCUGGAGCCGACCUGACAGAGAUCUGCCAGCGGGCUUGUAAGCUGGCCAUCCGUGAGGCCAUCGAGGCCGAGAUCAAAGCUGAACGUCAGAGGCAGAGCAGACCGGGCAUCCCCAUGGAUGAGGACUUCGAUCCAGUCCCAGAGAUCAGGAAGGACCACUUUGAAGAGGCAAUGCGAUUUGCUCGUCGCUCUGUUAGUGACAAUGACAUCCGUAAAUAUGAGAUGUUUGCUCAAACUCUGCAACAGAGCCGAGGUUUUGGGAACUUCAGGUUCCCCUCAGCUACUAGUUCACAGUCUGGGAGUCAAGGAUCAGGUUCUGGGUCAGGGAGGCCAGGCUUGUACAGAGAGGAAGGCGAGGAUGACCUUUAUCAGUGAAAAAAACUCAUAAUUUAAUGGAGCAAUUUAAAAAAAGUGUCAACCAUAAUAACAUCAAAGCACUAGGAUUGUACACACUGUAUUCUGUCUGCACUUUGAAAACAAUGUAAGUUGUGUGUAUGUGUGAAUUUAAAAUGUAAUAAAUAUAUUUGUAUGGCUUUAUGAUCACUCUGCUGAGGUUUAACUUGGAAUACUGACUGUGUUGUUUUUUCACAUGUAUCACUUAAGAAUACAGGUUUAGAGUACAGCUAGUAAAGGGUUUCUGUUUAGUAUCUAAAAGGUUCAAUUCACACAAAUAGUGCUAAAUGGUACCUAGUAAUGUACAAAGCCUCAGUUUUAGGCUUGAAGUAUCAUUUCACAGUUAAAUUAAAUCUAAAAUGAGCGUUCAGGCCCUCAAAGCAUCAAAAAAAGAUUUUACCUGAGAAUUUGAAAAGAAAGUAGACAUUAAAAAAACAACACAAUGAAUCCGAGGCCUUCAGGAUCUCUGGGGGUCUGGAGCUCUUAAUAUAUUUUUGUCAUGUUAUUUAUGAGAUUUAGUAAUGUUGAAUCAUGUGUAGUAAUGUUGAAUUGUUUGCUCUAGGACAAUAAAGUCUUAUCUU